CACACAGAAAGAGCAGGACAUUUGGCUUCUGAGCUGGGACCUUCUUUGUGGUAACAAUGAAAGAGUGGAGGACACUGGACACAGAAGCCACAGCAGAUUUAAAAAUGGGUGAUAUUGAGAAAGGCAAGAAGAUUUUUGUACAGAAGUGUGCCCAGUGCCACACUGUGGAGGAGGGAGGCAAGACUGGCCCAAAUCAUGGUCUGUGUGGGCGGAAGACAAGUCAAGCUGUUGGAUUCUCUUACAAGGAUGCCAGCAAGAACAAAGCUGUCACCUGCGGGGAGGAUACAUUGAUGGAGCACUUGGAGAAUCCCAAGAAGUACAUCCCUGAAACAAAAAUGAUCUUUGCUGGCAUUAAAAAGAAGGGAGAAAGGGCGGACUUAAUAGCUUACCUCAAAAAAGCUACUAAUGAGUAA
Molecule: messenger RNA, 413 nt
Organism: Fukomys damarensis (Damara mole-rat)
Lineage: Eukaryota; Metazoa; Chordata; Mammalia; Rodentia; Bathyergidae
Product: cytochrome c
Exons: 1
Coding region: 57-413 (118 amino acids)
Biological process (GO): mitochondrial electron transport, cytochrome c to oxygen; mitochondrial electron transport, ubiquinol to cytochrome c
Cellular component (GO): mitochondrial intermembrane space
Molecular function (GO): electron transfer activity; heme binding
Source: RefSeq, a predicted model, not a curated record